This is a messenger RNA of Cryptosporidium ubiquitum, 1086 nucleotides long. RefSeq names its product RNA-binding protein. The record is from RefSeq and is a predicted model, not a curated record. Lineage: Eukaryota; Apicomplexa; Conoidasida; Eucoccidiorida; Cryptosporidiidae. Gene Ontology annotation, molecular function: rRNA binding. Gene Ontology annotation, biological process: ribosomal large subunit assembly; rRNA processing. Gene Ontology annotation, cellular component: preribosome, large subunit precursor. The coding region runs from base 1 to 1086 and encodes 361 amino acids. The transcript has a single exon.
AUGCCUAAGCAACACGGGAGAAGAAAGAAAACAAGAACUCAUACAAAGGAACUUGUUGAGGAGGAGCUCAAGUCUAUUCCAAAAUGUUUUGUAUUAAGAAAAGGCAAGGUUAUUAAGCAGUUAAAAAGCUUGGUAAUGGAUUUAAGAUAUCUAAUGUCUCCAUGGAGCGCAAUAAAAUUACAGGAAAAUAAAUAUAACAAGAUCAAGGAUUUUGUUAGUAUUGCAGGCCCACUGGGAAUAUCACAUAUUCUUGCUUUAAGUCAAACAACAUCUGGCGCAUAUCUUCGAAUAAUUGUAUUACCUUCUGGCCCAACUGCAACAUUUAAAAUCGAGAAUUUCAGCUUAAUGCACGAUAUUAGAUCUUCACAAAAAAGGCCUAGAAGCUGUAGUUCAGACUAUUUAACAUCCCCAUUAUUAGUAUUAAAUGGAAUGAAGAAUUUACCUUCAGAUAAUUCCUCUGGUUCCAUACCUUUGUAUUUACUUCGAACUAUGAUUAAUGGAAUGUUUCCUGCAAUUGAUCUGACAAAGAUACAAAUAAGAUCUUGUAAAAGAGUUGUUCUUAUUGAAUAUAAUAAAGAUAGUCAAUUGUUUGAAUUAAGGCACUAUGCAAUUAUACGCCGUCCAGCAGGAGUAUCAAAAUCAAUUAAGAAGUUAUUACUAAAGACAAGAGAUCAAAAACUCUACUCUAUUGGAAGAGGGGACGAUAUGGCUGAUUAUGUUUUAUCUUCGGAAAAUGGAGCUUGCGCCUCAGAUAGCGAAGUUGAUGACGAAGUGGAAGUAAAAAUACCAAUUUCAAGUGGAAAUCGUGAUGAAAGCCAAAUGGGAUUGUCAGAAAGAAGCGGUAUUUAUACAGGAAAGGUUUCCGUAUCUUUAAAAGAGCUCGGUCCAAGAAUAUCAAUGAGACUUGUUAAGGUUGUUGACGAGGUUUGCGAUGGAGCUGUUAUUUACCAUCGUUUUGUCAGAAAAAGCAGCGAUGAGUUAAAAAAAUUGGAAAAAAAGGAAAUAUUGUUAAAAGAGAAAAGAAAAGAAGAAAAUGCCUUGUUUAAUAAUUACAAUAAAGAUGGGAAUUUACGUGAAGAAACAUAA